AUGGCAAAUGUAACAGGGCACCUUAAUCAAACAACCAUAGGAGGGCUAAGUGAAAAUACACUUCCUUUUUCCAAGUCUUCGUCUGCCGAUUUCUUUACUCUUUAUCUUCUCUUUGCUUCGAUCCUCAUCAUUUUUGGACUCUUCGAUAUCCAUGGCUUCUUCAAUGUCCAAUUAGUAGCCCUAAAAGUCUGUGAACCCACCGGCGAGCUUCUCAGAACCUUAGAUCGCCGAGGCAAGCGAAUCAUCGAUUUCGUCGACGAUCAACCGACCAAGAAGCUCAGUGGUAUCAAUCGAGCGUCAAAGAAGGCGAUCUUUGAGGCUGUGACAGGUUUGGGAGAGGAGCUGUUACUGUUACUGGGUUCGAUUUUGAUGAACAUAGUCGAUGAUGGUUCGACAAACUAUGGAUACUAUCCGAGAUUAAAUUUCAAUUGUGUUAACAUGUUGAGAUUUGCGAAACUUGAAUCGUUCCUUUCAGUGUUGGGGGAAUUGGGUUCUGUGUCGUUUGAUGAUUUGCAUUCUGGUUCAGCCAGAGCCAAGUUGUUGGAUUUGUUGGAGUCUCAAUUCUCGUUCAAACCGAAUACUAGGUUCCCCUCGUCGGAAUUGUAUGUGUGUCUGGACAGAGGUCCAGUCCUUGGAGAGAUCGCGAUCAUGUUGCGAGUACUAGCAACUCCGAGUCGUUUGAUGACGGAGAAUUCAAUAAAAGAGUAUUUCUCUUCGGUGAAAAGGUCAGUACUGUGUGUUACUCAGCUAGAACAGCCUGUGGAACCCAGAAUCGUGUUUAAUCGAAAGGUGUUUGAACAAGAAUUCAAACUUGGUUGGAAGCCUGAUCAGGGAGACCAUAGUCCUUACAUAUUAAAGCGGUGA
Messenger RNA from Ilex paraguariensis (yerba mate), 864 nucleotides. NCBI's taxonomy places the organism in Eukaryota, Viridiplantae, Streptophyta, Magnoliopsida, Aquifoliales, Aquifoliaceae. The record is from the annotation of a GenBank genome assembly.